Molecule: messenger RNA, 552 nt
Organism: Trametes versicolor FP-101664 SS1
Lineage: Eukaryota; Fungi; Basidiomycota; Agaricomycetes; Polyporales; Polyporaceae
Product: cytochrome b5
Exons: 5
Coding region: 12-509 (165 amino acids)
Cellular component (GO): membrane; endomembrane system
Source: RefSeq, a predicted model, not a curated record
CCACGACGACCAUGGCGUUUGACCUCGGAACCCCCGUGAACACGGCGCUGCUGCUCUAUAUCUUGUACUCUAUCCAGCGGAUCAUCUACCCGUCGAGCUCGGUGCCCAAGACGGUCCCGAACGAGUUCAAGAAUGGGUACACUUGGAUGCCCAAGGCGCACCCGCCGACGCUGCUCUACCAAACGUACACCCCGAAGACCCUCUCUCCAUUCAACGGGCAGGAGGGGAAGCGUAUCCUCCUCGCGAUCAAGGGCGUGGUGUACGAUGUGACGGCGGGGAGGAACUUCUACGGACCGAACGGCAUGUACGCCAACUUUGCCGGACGCGACGCGUCCCGCGGCAUGGCGAAGCAGUCUUUCGAUGAAGAGAUGCUCACGCCCAUCGACCAACCUCUGGACAAGCUCGAUAACCUCACUGCCGAGGAGAUCGAGAAUAUGAAGGGUUGGAUGGAGCAUUUCUCCAGCAAGUACAUCGUAUGCGGAAGGCUUGUCGAGAAUGACGCGGUCUGAUAUGUGCUACGUACACCUCUCAACAUGCGUCGUUUUAGCCCCA